GUCAUGUCGCCCUACCGCCGGCAGGUCACGGAGAUCCGCCGGCAGCUGCAGGAGGCUCGUCUGCUCGACCUGCAAGUCUCAUCCAUCGACGCCUUUCAAGGACGAGAGGUUGACGUUGCGCUUCUGAGCUGCGUGCGGUCCGGCAAGGAGAAGAACUUGGGCUUCGUCAGUGACGUUCGCCGCAUGAAUGUCGCGCUGACUCGAGCAAGGCGCUCGCUCAUCGUCCUCGGAAACUCGUCGGUCUUG
Molecule: messenger RNA, 246 nt
Organism: Guillardia theta CCMP2712
Lineage: Eukaryota; Cryptophyceae; Pyrenomonadales; Geminigeraceae
Exons: 1
Source: RefSeq, a predicted model, not a curated record